This is a messenger RNA of Rhea pennata, 1044 nucleotides long. RefSeq names its product transmembrane protein 184A (gene TMEM184A). Gene Ontology annotation, cellular component: early endosome membrane. Gene Ontology annotation, biological process: transport. Lineage: Eukaryota; Metazoa; Chordata; Aves; Rheiformes; Rheidae. The record is from RefSeq and is a predicted model, not a curated record. The transcript is spliced from 7 exons. Bases 7 to 1044 code for a protein of 345 amino acids. Gene Ontology annotation, molecular function: transporter activity.
AUCUACAUGCACCUGAGGAAUUACACCAUCCCCAAGGAGCAGCGCUACAUCAUCCGCAUCCUCUUCAUCGUGCCCGUCUAUGCCUUUGACUCCUGGCUCAGCCUCCUCCUCCUUGGGAGCCACCAGUACUAUGUGUACUUUGACUCGGUGCGUGACUGCUAUGAAGCUUUUGUGAUUUAUAGUUUCCUGAGCCUGUGCUUUGAGUACCUCGGCGGGGAAAGCACCAUCAUGACAGAGAUCCGAGGGAAGCCCAUUGCGUCCAGCUGCUUUUACGGGACUUGUUGCCUGCAGGGCAUGUCCUAUUCCAUUGGGUUCCUGCGCUUCUGCAAGCAGGCCACACUUCAGUUCUGCAUUGUGAAACCCCUCAUGGCCAUCAUUACCAUCAUCCUGCAGGCGUUUGGGAAGUACCACGAUGGGGACUUCAAUGUCCACAGUGGUUAUCUCUACAUCACCAUCAUCUACAACUUCUCUGUCAGCCUAGCACUUUAUGCCCUCUUCCUCUUCUACUUUGCCACCAUGGAUCUUCUGCGACCGUUUGAACCAGUCCUCAAGUUCAUCACCAUCAAAGCAGUCAUCUUCCUCUCCUUCUGGCAAGGGACACUACUGGCAAUCCUGGAGAAAUGUGGUGUAAUCCCUGAAGUUCAGGUUAUUGAUGGAAAGGAAGUGGGAGCUGGGACAGUGUCUGCUGGCUACCAGAACUUCAUCAUUUGUAUUGAGAUGGUUUUUGCCUCGGUUGCUCUGCGUUAUGCGUUUACUUGUCAGGUGUACAGAGAGAAGAAAGAAAAUUCAACAGCAAACCUUGCCCCAAUGCAGAGCAUCUCGAGUGGGCUGAAGGAGACCAUGAGCCCCCAGGAUAUCGUGCAGGAUGCAAUUCACAACUUCUCACCCACAUACCAGCAGUAUACCCAGCAGUCGAUGCAGGAGUCAGACCGCAAAGUGCCUGGAGAAAACGGGCACGUGGUGUCCAAGGCAGAGGGACUGAGCAGCAGAAAGAGCAAAAACAUUGAGAAAAGAGUUCUGAUCCUAUCAGACGAGGAGCUGUAG